CACAUCUCUCUCUCUCUCUCUCUCUCUCUCUCUCUCUCUCUUCCGUUUUGCCUUAAUUUCUCUGUAUCAAUUUCCUAUUUUGUUGGGCAUCCCUUUUCGCAUUGAUUAUUCUUCUGAUUGUUCGAAUUUUUCUGUUCAAUUUGGAGUCGUGAAGGUGCAGUGUGGUAGGGGUGUUGUGAAGCUUGUGGUAUCCAUAGGGUUUUGGGUGCUAAUGCAUUGAUUGUUCAAUCUCGCGGACAUUUAGUUCGGAAAUUGCUGUGUGGGAGUAAAAGCUCAUUGUCACGGUGGACAUGUGCAGAUAUUAGAAUUUUGUCUUACGGCACCAACUGUACCUAUAGAAUUUGCUGGACAAAAGGAAUCUAGGAAGUGCUCUCUUUCACAAAUAAUGGGGAAAUCACGAAAGUACUCAAAAGGUCAUGCCACCGGUUUUGUUCCAGAUUUUCGCCAUGCUGUUGAGACUAUGGGUGAAUCAGAAGGACUUGGUAACUUGGGAAGGGUUGAUAAUGAGUUGACAAUGUCAGAAAUUUCAUGUGCCCCAAAGAGAAAAAGGGUUGAUGAGAGUUUUGAUGUGCCAUUUCAACUGUUAUCUUUAACAAAGAUGGCCCGUUCUGGGAGAAAGGACUUGACACUGAGAUUAAAAUCCGAACUUGAAGAAGUAAGGAAACUUCAAAAGAAAAUUGCUGGUAUGAGUUCAAUCACUACUGAAUUAUCUCCAUAUAGUGACAUAAGGAGCUGCAGUGUGGGAGAGAAGAGGCCUCCACUGGAAUCAUUAGCACUGCAUGGUAAGAAGCGCCCACUACUAAAGCAUAACGGUCCUAAAACAAAGAGAAGUAUUUCUGGGCGAUUUAUAUCUGCGAAAUCUGCUGCACCAGUAACUCCUUCAUAUGCCGUGCUGAUGAAGCAGUGUGAGACAUUGCUUAAGCGCGUGAUGUCUCAUCAAUUUGGUAAAGUUUUUGACAAACCGGUUGACAUUGUGAAAUGGAACAUUCCAGACUAUUUCACUAUCAUCAAGCACCCGAUGGAUUUGGGUACUGUGAAGAGUAAGCUGAUUUCGUGUGAAUAUACAAGUCUUAUGGAUUUUGCUGCAGAUGUGCGGCUGACUUUCUCAAAUGCAAUGAGUUAUAAUCCACCGGGCAAUGAUGUGCAUGUCAUGGCAGAGACACUAAGUAAAUAUUUUGAAACAAGAUGGAAGCCUAUAGAGAAGAUUCUUGCCAUUGAUGAUGUGCCAUCUGAGCCUUCAAAACCCACUACUUGUAUUGAAAAAUCCGAAAUUGUUGAUCCUCCUGUGAAAAAAAAGAAAAUAACACCAAAUGGCACUAAUGUCAAGCCAGAGCCCAUUAAAAGAAUCAUGACUGGUGAGGAGAAGCAAAAGUUGAGUAUGGAAUUGGAUGCGUCAGUUGUUGAAUUGCCUGAAAACAUUAUUGAUUUCUUGAAGGAGCAAAGUUAUAAUGCUAGCCAAAUAAAUGACGAUGAAAUUGAGAUUGAUAUAGAUGCCCUCAGUGAUGAUACAUUAUUUAAACUGCGGAAGCUUCUUGAUGAUUUUAUGCUAGAGAAGCAAAAAACCCUGGCAAAACCUGGACCAUGUGAAAUUCAGCCAGCCAAUGAAUCUGGAUUUAGCAAUUCAUUGCAACAAUGUGAAGGCAAUGAACCAAUUGAAGAGGAGGUUGACAUUGUUGGUGGGGAUGAUCCUCCUCUUCCAAGUUACCCUCCAGCAGAGAUUGAGAAUGGUGGCACCAACAAAACAAGUGAACACAGUUCAAGCAGCUCUAGUAGUGAAUCUGGCUCUUCAUCCAGUGAUUCAGAUAGUGAGUCAGAUAGUGAACCAGGCAUUGCUAAAGCAUCAGACCAUUUUAAUCCUAUGAAGGAAAAGGUUGGAUCUGGCUUGUCUAUUGAUCAAAAGGAGGGGAAUCUUGAUAAUUCAGAAACUGAAAUCGACUCCAUGAAUGCAGCUGGCCAUGUUGAGCAGAGUUCCCAGACUGAUUCAGUUAGUGAUGAACCUGAAAACCACCAAGAGGGGGAGAAUGCUCCAUCUAAGAAGCAAGUAUCCCCCGAUAAGCUCUACCGUGCAGCUUUAUUAAGAAGCCGAUUUGCUGACACCAUACUUAAAGCUCAGGAAAAGACACUUGAAAAGGGUGACAAGUGGGAUCCUGAAAAACUUAGGAUGGAACGAAAAGAGCUAGAAAGGCGGCAGAAGGAGGAGAAAGCUCGGUUGCAGGCAGAGGCAAAGGCUGCAGAAGAGGUUCGGAGGAAAGCUGAAGCCGAAGCAGCAACUGAAGCCAAAAGAAAGAGGGAACUGGAAAGAGAAGCAGCUCGUCAGGCUUUGCAAAAGAUGGAGAAGACAAUUGGUAUCAGUGAGAGUAGUCAAUUUUUGGAAGAUCUAGAGAUGCUGAGUGGUUUACUAGAUGAACAUUUACCAAAUUUCACAGAGGAAAGAAGUCCUGAUCAUCUUGAAAAUGGGCUGGGUAGUUUCAAACUACAGGGAAGUUGUAAUCCGUUAGAACAACUAGGCUUGUACAUGAAGGCUGAUGAGGAGGAAGAAGAAGAAGAAAUGCCUCAGAGUACUACAAGAGAAACAAAUGAUGUAGAAGAAGGAGAAAUCAAUUGAUGGGUUCUAUAUAUCUCAUUAUUGUUGCAUCAGUUUAACAAGAUAAAUUGGUUUUUAGAAACAGUCAAUAGCCUAAGUUUAGCAACAAUGCUUUUUUCCAGCUUUUGGUGCAGAGUAUUACCCCUGGCUUGGCACUCAUGAAAAAUGUGAUAGAAGAAGCUAGAAUGAAAGGGCAUAAACAUUGGUUUUGGUUUUUAGGAAAGGAAAUGGUUUGAAAAUGUUGAAUAACAAGCAUUUAGGUCCCGUUUAUUGAAGGGCUUUUCUAUCUAGGCGGAGGAUAGCUUGUAUCGAUUAGGAAAUAUUCGAUUUUGUUUGUAAAUUGGAAUUCAUAAAAUUGCAUAGUGUUCUAUGCUCUCAUUUGAGUCAGCUUCACUGAAUGUAAAAUAUUUGUUAGCCUAGGAGAAAGCAAUUCUUUC
Messenger RNA from Glycine soja, 3021 nucleotides. RefSeq names its product transcription factor GTE10-like. The coding region runs from base 386 to 2605 and encodes 739 amino acids. NCBI's taxonomy places the organism in Eukaryota, Viridiplantae, Streptophyta, Magnoliopsida, Fabales, Fabaceae. Gene Ontology annotation, molecular function: protein binding. The transcript is spliced from 11 exons. The record is from RefSeq and is a predicted model, not a curated record.